AUGAUGAAAGCAAGUACAACGAAAACUCCUUCCCGUUUAUCGAUAAUAAAAGAUCAUCUAAUUCACCUUAAUUCAAAUUCUUUAUCAAAAUUUGAAUUCUUAUCACCUGAUAAUUAUGGUCUAGAGCCGAUUUUAUCGGUACACUCAAAAGAUUACGUGGAAUAUCUUCAAACUGCCUAUCAAGAAUGGGUAAAGGACGGUGGUAAUGAGGAUGGUGUAUUGCCUGAAGCUUUCCCUCACCGUAAUCUAUCGUCAGUGAAAUUACAAAAUAUAAAAAUUACAUCCUCGGUUGCGAAAGCUGGGUUAUACUGUUUCGAUAUGUCUUGUUGUAUAACUGAAAUCUAUGAAUCUGCACAAGUUGUAAUAAGCGCAACGAUGGAACUCAAAAGGAUCGUUGAAGAAUCGACAUCAGAUGAAUCAAAUCUCGUUCCAAGCGUCUUUGCUCUGUGUCGACCACCGGGGCAUCACGCAAAUUCAAAUUUGUGCGCUGGUUAUUGUUUUCUAAAUAAUGUUGCGAUAUCAGCUCAACUCCUUGUAAAAGCAAAUAAAAAAGUUGUUAUACUAGAUAUUGAUUAUCAUCAUGGAAAUGGAACACAGGACAUAUUUUAUUCCAAUUCGAAUCCAUUGUAUAUAUCAUUGCAUGGAUCGCCUGAUUAUCCUUGGUUCACCGGUGAUGAGUCAGAGAAAGGUGAAGGCGAAGGUGAAGGGUUUAAUAUUAAUAUACCAUUGCCCAAGACGACUGUUGAUGAUGAAUAUUUGAAGAUCUUGAAAAGAGUUAUUGAUGAGAACAUAAGGUCUUUUAACGCGGAUUAUUUAAUUGUUUCUCUGGGUGUUGAUACAUAUAAAGAGGAUCCAAUCGCAGGAUUACAAAUUACUUCGGGAGGAUAUGAAAGGGUAGGAGAAUUAAUCAAAUCUAUAAAAUUACCCACUUUAUUUGUAAUGGAGGGUGGUUAUCAUUUAGAAACCAUUGGAAUCAAUGUUGGAAAUAUCUUGUUGGGAUUCACGUAA
Molecule: messenger RNA, 1008 nt
Organism: Funneliformis geosporum
Lineage: Eukaryota; Fungi; Glomeromycota; Glomeromycetes; Glomerales; Glomeraceae
Source: the annotation of a GenBank genome assembly